AACUUAGCGCCCGGGGUCUCUGCCAGGCUCACGGGACAGCUGCACCUCUCAGCGUCUCCAGCUCCAGGACGCGGUCGUCCCAACUCCUUCCGAGUGGAAAGAGUGUAAAACUUUUGUCCGUGCGCGGGUGGAGCUCAGUAGGACCACGGCGCGUCCUGCCCCGGCUUCCCCAGCCUCCCAGCAGGGUUAGCUGCGGUCAGCGCACUUUCCACUUGGGACUCCCGGCCAGAAAUUUCUCGGGAAUGGAGCGGUCACAGUGUGGCAGCAGAGACCGAGGCGUUAGCGGCCGACCUCACUUGGCCCCUGGGCUAGUGGUGGCUGCCCCUCCGCCCCCGUCCCCGGCGUUGCCGGUACCAUCGGGGAUGCAGGUUCCCCCAGCGUUCCUGCGGCCGCCCAGCCUCUUUCUGCGAGCAGCGGCCGCGGCCGCCGCCGCCGCUGCCGCCACCUCGGGAAGCGGAGGCUGCCCGCCGGCUCCCGGGCUGGAGAGCGGGGUAGGCGCGGUGGGCUGCGGCUACCCGCGGACGCCCAAGUGCGCCCGCUGUCGUAACCAUGGUGUGGUGUCAGCGCUCAAGGGCCACAAGCGCUUCUGCCGCUGGCGGGACUGCGCGUGUGCCAAGUGCACCCUGAUCGCCGAGCGCCAGCGCGUCAUGGCCGCCCAGGUGGCGCUGCGCAGGCAGCAGGCGCAGGAGGAGAGCGAAGCCCGGGGGCUACAGAGGCUCCUGUGCUCGGGGCUCUCCUGGCCCCCCGGUGGUCGGGCAUCCGGGGGCGGCGGCAGAGCCGAGAAUCCACAGUCCACGGGCGGCCCUGCGGCGGGGGCUGCGCUGGGACUGGGUGCCUUGAGACAGGCCAGUGGUUCCGCGACCCCCGCUUUCGAAGUUUUCCAGCAAGAUUAUCCUGAGGAAAAACAAGAACAAAAAGAGAGUAAAUGUGAGUCAUGCCAGAAUGGACAAGAAGAACUGAUCUCCAAAUCCCAUCAGCUUUACCUAGGAUCAUCUUCUAGGUCUAAUGGUGUCAUUGGGAAACAAAGUAUCGGGUCAUCUAUUUCAGAAUACUCCAACAAGCCUGAUAGUAUCCUGUCUCCUCAUCCUGGAGAGCAAUCAGGAGGUGAAGAGAGUCCCAGGUCCUUAUCAUCCUCUGAUCUGGAAUCAGGAAAUGAAAGUGAAUGGGUCAAAGACUUGACUGCGACCAAGGCAAGCCUUCCGACAGUGUCCUCAAGACCAAGAGAUCCUCUUGAUAUCCUUACUAAGAUUUUCCCAAAUUACAGGCGCAGCCGGCUAGAAGGCAUUCUACGGUUCUGCAAAGGGGAUGUGGUCCAAGCCAUUGAACAGGUUUUAAAUGGCAAAGAACACAAGCCAGACAACAGGAACCUAGCAAACUCAGAAGAACUGGAAAACACAGCCUUUCAGAGAGCUUCAAGUUUUAGUCUUGCUGGAAUUGGUUUUGGAACUCUAGGUAAUAAAUCAGCUUUCUCUCCUCUUCAAACUACUUCUGCUUCUUAUGGAGGUGAUUCAAGUCUCUACGGCGUAAAUCCUAGAGUAGGUAUCAGUCCAUUAAGGCUGGCAUAUUCUUCUGCAGGAAGAGGGUUAUCUGGUUUUAUGUCACCCUACCUAACACCUGGGUUAGUACCAACCUUACCUUUUCGGCCAGCUUUGGAUUAUGCCUUUUCAGGGAUGAUUAGAGAUUCUUCCUACCUUUCCAGUAAAGACUCAAUAACUUGUGGCAGACUGUACUUCAGACCAAAUCAGGACAAUCCGUAAUGUAUAUGCCCAUUCUCUCUUUCUGGAGUUUUUCCAGCAUACAAUACAUGCACGUGCACACACAUACACACACAUCCAUUAAUAUACUUCAGUAAGUAUGUGAGUGGAUUAUGAGGUCUUAAAAUGCUGGGUUUUUUUUUUUUCAAGCAAUAUAAUAGGUCUUAGAUCUGAAAACUCUUCAUUAGGAUUUAUCAAGUGAAAGAAGUAAAUCUGAACAUUAUAUGUGCCUUGAAUAAAGCUAUUUCAGGAAAUAUUUAAUGAAUUUUCUCCCUAAAUUAUCAUUUGUAAACAUUUUUAUUUUAAAACUAGUUUUUAUUUUAUUGAAAAGUGGAAUUUUUAGUGAUAAAAUACAUUUGUAAGUGUAAAGCAAUACAGCAUAAUAGAAUAGAAUAUAAACCGAAAGGAAGAACUGAACAAUUAAGGCAAUUCUAAAUAAUUACCAUUUCAAAACUGUUUCUUCUAUUCCUGGUUCAUAGGAAAGAAAAAAGUUAUUCAAAGUAUUUUUAAAGCAUUUGAUUUGCAGAUGGGUGAUUCGUAAUAAAUAAAACAUUUGAGCAUUUUGAAUUUAUAUUUCCUGAGUAUUUUAUUUUUCAAUCUUAGCUUCCAUGAGUGAAAACAAGUGCCAUUAAAAAACAUUUCUCUUUAAAGUUGACACUGUGUCUAUGAAGUAAAUUUUAGGAAAUAAGACUGCGCCAUCUCCUGGCCACUAUCGCCAAUUGCAACUGAGCUCUGUAGAGUAUAUGAAUUAGAAACAUUGAUUCCGGAGAAUAACCAUUUUUUUUUCAAAUAGUCAUUUUGGAUUAUACUACAUUAAAAUUUCCAUACUGUAAAGUGCACAUCUACUGUGGAUGAGAGUUGCAGUCUUUAAGUGUGCUUAUGUCUGUAUCUGGGGAAAUAUCCUUAAAAGUUUGGGACAAGAAUAUAUGGCAGCCAUUCUCAAAGGUAAGAAUAAUUUUAUUCAGAAAACUAAAAUAGCUGCUCAAAUAAAUAUUUAUUAACUGCAGAUAGUUGAUGCUUAAUGCACUGAGGAGAGAUAUAAGAUUUCCAAAGGGGAAAAACUGCCAUGAAGUUUCAGAGGUAUUCUUGCAAUUUUAAAAAUAAUUUUUGUCCUCCCUCUGGCGCAUUUGAAAACUAUUUAUUUCAGUCAGUGGAAAGUCCCUGAGGAAACUGCUUACAAAACAGUUUCUAGGACAUUUUCUUUGUAUGUCAUCAUUUUUCUUUUUUGAAGGACAGUAGCUUCAUUGUUAUUAUUAGGAAUAAAUGGAAGCCCACUGGUGGUAAAAGAUAGUUGAUGAAUUAGAGAUUGUUUAAACUAUUUAAGCAGCAUGACUCACUAAAGAUUUUUUAAAUUAUAUGUAUAUACGUAUGUGUGUAUGCAUCUAUAUGCACAUAUAUAAGUCUAUGUAGACAUACAUUAAACCCCUAUAGGUUAUAUUAUCAUGGAGGCGUUUUUCAUGAAGCCAGUAAGAAUGUAUUUCCAAGGAAUAUUUUGCCAGCAAAUGUGAUAUUAAAUUACUUCAGAGUAUCUGAUGCUGAUUUAGGAUGUAAAUGUGUUUAUUAGGUUAUGCAUUAAUUUUAAUGGUGUGAAUAUAAGAAAGCAGAUCUUGAAAAAUUUCGAUGUACUCAAUAUUCAUUUAUUAUAAAAAAGUUUUAUAUUCUAAGCCUAAACCGUAGUACAAUGUCUAGCAAGUAGUUGAAAUUCAAUUCAUAUAUACUGAGUAAGAAACUCUUAUAUAUAAUAGAUCUCUUUGAGACUCUGAUAAAACUGAAGAACUCUACAAAAUGGCGUACAGACACACAGUUUUGCAUACAAUUUCACUGGGUUCUUGAAUCUCCUAAAUGGUAUUCAGGUUAGAUUCCUUGGUGAUUCUUCAGUUGUUUCUAUUGCAUUAAUCCACUUAUUGAAUGCUAUUUUUCUGAAAAGUGCUAGAUCCUGUAGAGGAUACUGAAUGUAAAAUAUUGUGCUCUAAAGGAAGUUACAUUAUACAAUAGAGAUAUGGUUUAAAAAAAAAUCCUAGAGUUACUGCAUUAUGUAUGUGGUUUUAUAAUGAUGUGCUUGUAUCUGAGAAACUGAAUUGCUUUUGACCUUGGGAGAACAUCCAUUUUGGGCAGUAUUCGAAUUUAUAAAAUAGUUUUAUAAUCAUAAAACUUAAUUUAUAUAAUGCCUUACACAUUCCAUACUCUUUAUAAUAAUUUAAGGACUUAAUCUUAUCAAAUAGGUCAUUUGUCUAACAACUCAGUAGUAUAUGAGGAAAUUGGGGCUCAGCAGUAGGGUUUUUUCUCCCUAAGGUUAGUAAUAUGAGUCAUCUGCAGUGGAAUUACUGUGCUCACUUCAGCAAUUUCAGACUCCAAUGUCUGAGGAAGGAUUCAUGUCUGUUUUUUUCAUUCAUGGCCUUGAACAGUGUCUGAUAUAGGUUCUCAACCUAUACACUAGAUUUCCACUGACUGAAAAAAAAUAAAAGCAAGUAUUAGCUUAAUAAUUUCUUCAUUCAACACCUAUUUAAUAUUUUUAAUAAUCUAUUUGUGCCAUGCACUGUGUUAGACACAAGAGAUAAAGAAAUGAUUAAGAUACAAGACUUUGCCUCAAGUUGCUCACGGUCUAUAUUGUGUGUACAAAAACAACCAAUCAACCAAUGUUGGUAUUAUUUGACAGUGUUGGUACAUCAAUGAGUUCUUUGUAAUCUUGAUAUUUAUAUCCAUGGAUGCUGCUUGAAGCCUGAACUCCUAAGCCACUAAUUAGUGGUGGGAAGAAAGAGGGGGUAAAUGCUUUAAGAGCUAGCAUAUAACAAAAAUGAAUUGGGUUUAUUCUGUAUCAUAUAGAGGGCCUAAGAGGCAAACAUUUCAUAGAGUAUUCAGAAGAACAUAAGGAAUGACUUUUUUCACAGUUAACAGCUGUCCAAGAGUGUAGUGGCUGCCUCGUAUGAUAAAGCAUCUGGAACUCAUUGAAAAAUGCAUGUAGAAAAUACCAAUCAGAGCCUGAUUGAUGGGAUUUUUAAUUACUGCUUUAAUAUUGGGACUGAAUCAUUUUGUAGCUCAUUAGAAACAUGGAAAGUAUUUGUUAAAUAAAUAAGUCAUGGAAUUUCAAUUCUAAGGCCAUGAAAAUUAAAACACCCUACCAUUAUUUAUCAAUAAAACACAGUGCAGUUUUGCUCAUCAGAAUUUUGCCUAUGUGAUAGCCUCCUGAGAGUAGGCAGAAAAGAAAGACAUAGAACGCAGUGCGUGACUUACAAGGGAAUAAAACUGACAGAGGUUAGUGUAAGGUAUAUAGGCAUGAGUGGGGCUUAAAGAGGAUAUGGGAGAACACUGAAGACAAAUAUUAGUACAAUUCCUAUAAGGUAAAUACCAAUAUGUCUUUCUAGAAGAAGCAAUUGUUUUGGAAUUGAGGAAACCUAGAAUGGAUUUAUCUAUAUGACUUGGACAGGUUACUUAUACUCUUUGGACAUUUAUUUCUUCUCAGCAAAACAAGGGUAAUAAUAUUUAACUUGCAAGAUUCGUGGAGAUAAAAGCUUAAAUAAACGGCAGAGUACAGUAAUGCUUAUAUACGGGAUGCUAAAUAAAUAACUCUCACUGUUAUUACUUUGUAUUAAGAUAUUAUCUUUGCCCCCUCGUGGCAGUCUCUCAACAAAGAGUACUGUAAUUGCAUUUAAUCCACUUAGUGGAUGUGGAGCCCAAAGGGCAGCCAUCACUAGAGCAGCGUACAGGCUUAGUUCCAGACUUCGUGUUUGGUUGUUCAUUUCAUAGGCGAGCCACGUGUUUUGUAACAUAUUCUCGUAUAUGUUAUUUGGAUUAUUUUCAGGGCUUUCUGAAGAAAAUAAACAUCGAAAUCAUA
Molecule: messenger RNA, 5586 nt
Organism: Homo sapiens (human)
Lineage: Eukaryota; Metazoa; Chordata; Mammalia; Primates; Hominidae
Gene: DMRTA1
Product: DMRT like family A1
Exons: 2
Coding region: 243-1757 (504 amino acids)
Biological process (GO): regulation of DNA-templated transcription
Cellular component (GO): nucleus
Molecular function (GO): double-stranded DNA binding; sequence-specific DNA binding; identical protein binding
Source: RefSeq, marked validated